AUGACGGUUGUACGGAGACGUCGGUAUCGUGAGUCACGCCAAGCUGCUGUCGGCUUUCACACCGAUUGGUUUGUUGCGUGUCGCAGGUCAACAUACUCUCCUCCCCCUACGGAGGAGGAGGAUGUGGAGUAUUGGCGUAGAAAAUGUGAGGAAACGGACAGAGAAGCAGAGGAGUAUCGAGAGAGCUGCCAGAUGAUAGAGAAAGAGCUGGAGAUGUCGCUAGAGCAAGCAGAACAGCAAGUGCGGGAGCUGAGAUCUAAGUGUAACAGGCUGCAGUUUGAGAACGAGAAUCUCAGAGAAAAAGUUGAACACAGACAACAAGAGAAGGUUUCCCAGAUUCUGGAGCUGCAGGAGGAGGUGGCACAGAGUCGAACGAGAGAAGAACAUUACCGCAAAUAUAUCCGGGAACUUGAGCAAAAGAAUGAUGAUCUGGAGAGGGCACAGACCAUGUAUGUGUCACUGGAAAAAUUUGAGACCAAACUUAAUGCUUCCAUAGAACGGAAUGUUCUUCUGGAGUCUGAGCUUGACGAGAAGGAGAGUCUUAAAGUCAUGGUGCAGAGGUUGAAAGAUGAAGCUAGAGAUCUGAAGCAAGAAAUCCAAGUGAUACAGAGCUCCAAGAUGACAUCGGGGAGUCGCAAGUCCUCCGUAGCCUCACCCCUGGACUCCAACAAGCUGCUUGAAUCAACGGUACCAUCCCUGACGCCCUCCUCUGUCAAAAGCACCAACCCAACCUUGGGUAGAGCUUCGACGAUGGACAUUGUAGGAGACCUGUUGAGAAAAGUUGGGGCGCUGGAAGCGUGCUGGGCCCAUAACCCAGAGGUCCGUGGAUCGUAA
Homalodisca vitripennis (glassy-winged sharpshooter) is the source of this 834-nucleotide messenger RNA. Its product is annotated as nuclear distribution protein nudE-like 1. Gene Ontology annotation, cellular component: centrosome; kinetochore; kinesin complex. NCBI's taxonomy places the organism in Eukaryota, Metazoa, Arthropoda, Insecta, Hemiptera, Cicadellidae. The record is from RefSeq and is a predicted model, not a curated record. Gene Ontology annotation, molecular function: microtubule binding. Gene Ontology annotation, biological process: chromosome segregation; mitotic centrosome separation; cell migration.